CCUUCGGCUUUUAGUAAUAGACUCAUAAGGAGUUCACUUGUGUCAGCGAAGUCUCAAACAAAAUCUUUGUGGGAGUGCCCACCUUGUGUUUGAUAAAAUUAAGGAAUGGCAAUAGAGAAAGGGAAAGUUCCCACACCCAUUCCAAACUCAAAGAAGCCUGUCAAUCUCUUCUACUCACUUGACUGUGAAGACCUUGCUCUCAAGGUUGCUGCUCGCUGUGAUCACAUCAUUCUCCAGAAUAUCAAAUGGAGGUCUUUUGCGGAUGGAUUUCCAAACAUAUAUAUAAACAAUGCAGAAGAGCUCAGAGGUCAGCAUGUUGCUUUCUUGGCAUCUUUCAGCUCUCCUGCACAUGUCUUUGAGCAGCUUUCUGUCAUAUAUGCGCUCCCUCGUCUGUUUGUUGCUUCCUUCACAUUGGUGUUGCCGUUCUUUCCAACCGGUUCCUUCGAGCGCAUGGAGGAAGAAGGUGAUGUGGCAACUGCCUUCACCCUUGCAAGGAUGUUAUCAAACAUCCCAAUUUCGAGAGGUGGCCCAACCAGUUUGGUCAUAUAUGAUAUUCAUGCUUUGCAGGAGAGGUUUUAUUUUGGGGAUGAGGUUCUGCCCUUGUUUGAGACUGGUAUUCCUCUCUUAAAGCAACGACUGAGUCAGCUUCCGGAUGCUAAUAAUGUUGUUAUAGCAUUUCCAGAUGAUGGUGCUUGGAAGCGAUUCCACAAGCAGUUCGAUAAUUUUUCAGUGGUGGUAUGUAACAAGGUUCGUGAGGGCGACAAGAGGAUAGUUCGGAUCAAGGAAGGCAAUGCAACUGGUCAUCAUGUUGUCAUUGUUGAUGAUUUGGUCCAAUCCGGCAGCACUCUGAUUGAAUGUCAGAAAGUUUUGGCAGCUCAUGGUGCAGCAAAGGUGAGUGCCUAUGUCACCCAUGGCGUAUUUCCUAACCAAUCGUGGGACCGGUUCCUCCAUAAAAACGAAAGCUUGGAGAAAGCCUUUACCCACUUCUGGAUCACAGAUUCUUGCCCCCUUACUGUGAAAGCUAUAGGAAACAAAGCUCCUUUUGAAGUGUUGAGUUUAGCUGGCUCCAUUGCUAAUGCUCUACAAAUUUGAAGGCAAACAUUACCUUAAAAACUAAUAAUGUUCCAUUCACUUGAGUUUAACAUCCUAUCUUUAGCUCCCAACUCAGUGAAAAGUGUGAAUUUCCUCUUGCUUUGGACUGUAAUCUGAACUAAGUUGUGGUUGUCAAUUCUUAACAUAAGACCCAUCAAUCAAUGCAAUCAUAUCCGUCUUAUCUUUU
This is a messenger RNA of Arachis duranensis, 1279 nucleotides long. Its product is annotated as ribose-phosphate pyrophosphokinase 4. The record is from RefSeq and is a predicted model, not a curated record. Lineage: Eukaryota; Viridiplantae; Streptophyta; Magnoliopsida; Fabales; Fabaceae. Bases 106 to 1092 code for a protein of 328 amino acids. Gene Ontology annotation, biological process: purine nucleotide biosynthetic process; 5-phosphoribose 1-diphosphate biosynthetic process. Gene Ontology annotation, cellular component: ribose phosphate diphosphokinase complex; cytoplasm. The transcript is spliced from 7 exons. Gene Ontology annotation, molecular function: magnesium ion binding; ribose phosphate diphosphokinase activity.